Molecule: messenger RNA, 3672 nt
Organism: Venturia canescens
Lineage: Eukaryota; Metazoa; Arthropoda; Insecta; Hymenoptera; Ichneumonidae
Product: integrin alpha-8-like
Exons: 9
Coding region: 155-3400 (1081 amino acids)
Biological process (GO): cell adhesion mediated by integrin; cell-cell adhesion; integrin-mediated signaling pathway
Cellular component (GO): integrin complex; external side of plasma membrane
Molecular function (GO): integrin binding
Source: RefSeq, a predicted model, not a curated record
GGUUUCUGAAGACCACAUCCUUCCUAAGAGCGUAACGCGUGAGACCGACUCAUUGCCCACCGAGCAGUCGCGCCGCGAUUACUAUUCGCGUAGAGAAUUAACUUAAUCUUUCACCAGUCGUUUUUUUGUAAACGUUUGAAUAUAUUUGUGGAAAAUGUUCUUUACGAAAAUGGCUGAUCGAGCGUUCGGGAAACACUUGAACACGUGGAUUUUCAGUGCUUUUUUCACUCAACUGUUCAUCUUCACAGGGGGAUACAAUUUCGACGUGAAAAACGUGAAAGUUUUUGAAGAUCCGAUGAAGUAUCGAAGCUCGCGGGAAAGCUAUUUCGGCUUUUCAACUGCACUCUAUACGAGCUCUUUCAACGAUUUAGCCGGUGCUUCUGUCCUCGUGGGAGCACCGAGAGCCAACUCCAGUUUCGUUCCAACAGUUUUGGAACCAGGCAUCGUUUACACGUGUCCGGUAAACGGUAGCUGCGUCGAGUGGAAUAUCGAUCCUACUACGAAUGGCCACGUCGAUCGGAACCCCAAUCUCAAUCAGAUCAAGGAUAACGCUUGGAUAGGAGCUACCAUUGGGGUGGAGAACAAGAGCCAACCGAAAAUUAUGGUCUGCGCGCCGCGUUGGAAGAACAAUAUUGUCAACAGCAACAAGCCGAAUUGGUUCAUGAACGGCAUCUGUUAUUGCAGUACCAAGGAUGAUGACCACGUGUUAGAUAGGCCGAUGAACCACCGCCUCAUUCCAUUGUUAGGCACCUCGCUGCAAAUUUCAUCCGGUACUCUUAGAUUUUAUAAUUACGGCAUGGGUCAGACUGGAUUCUCGAUGGACGUACCAGCCAACUCCAAUGCCUCCGAUUUCAUAUUGGGAAAUCCUGGUGUCUACAAUUGGAAAGGAAUACCACUGAUGACUAGCUUUACUACUGACGGCAAUAUUUAUCAGACGAUACCGCAGAUUGGACGAGAGUCUUUGAUACACAGCGGCGAUUACUUCGGAUAUGCGGUCUCUUCGGGGGACUACUUUGCGAAAAAUGAAAUCUGGUACGCUUCCGGUGCUCCUCGGGGUGCGAAUAUGAAGGGAAGAGUGUUGAUCUUCCGAUUCAGCGUAUACGCCGACAGGAGACUCAUCGUCAGUAAAGUUCUGGACGGUGAACAGCACGGUGAAUACUUCGGGGCGAGCUUAGCAUCCUGCGAUGUAAAUAAUGAUGGGAAAGCCGAGAUCGUCGUCGGAGCUCCUCUGUGGUCGAGAGACAUGGAGGAAGGGCGGGUUUAUGCUUAUGUCAUCAAGAACAACGGUGAUUUCGAGCCGCAAUACCUCGAAGGUGGAGCGAUCGGAGGACGUUUCGGCACAACCGUGACUUGCUUGGGCGAUCUCGAUCACGAUGGCUACGGCGAUAUCGUCGUUGGAGCGCCGUAUGAAAACGAUCACGGAGCAAUCUACGUAUACAAUGGAAAUUCUAAUGGGUUAACGACGCGGUAUAGUCAACGCAUCGGAGGCAAAUCCAUAUCGAAUGCCAUUCGGGGUUUCGGCGCAUCGAUCUCCCAACCAAGGGAUAUAGACGGCAAUGCUUACGCCGAUAUCGCGGUCGGUGCUCAUCAAUCGGGUGAUGUUGUUUUAUUGCGUUCCCAGCCAGUCGUCGUGAUGGCAGUGAGCAUAAAAUACGAAAAUUUCAAGGAACUGCUCGCUAACUCGACGUUCUUUAUGGCGAACGUCUGUUCCUAUUACAGCGGUUUCCGUGUGCCUGAAACCCUGAGUGUCCUCAGAAUUCUCAAAGUCGAUCCUCUCCAUGGCAGAGCUUUUUUCGGAGACCGGAACAACAUCAACGCCACGUUCAUUCUUCCGGCUACUUUGCAGUGGAGGAAACGUGUCUGCGAUCAAAUACGGAUUAAUCUUGAGAAUGGUAAUCAAAACGUCAUCGACCCCAUAGAAGUGAGCGUUUCCCUGGAACUGGUCAAUCCGUUGGCGAAGGAAACUUUGACACAGCCUGCUGAUAAUUUGACAGGAAAUAACUAUUGUUCCAGUUGUCCGAUGGUCAACAGACUUUUGUCUCAUCUCGAAGAUUCGAUGAGCGUACCAUUUGCGGUUGACUGCGGACUGGACGACAUUUGCUCGUCCAUUCUCGAUUUAUCGAUAACCAGUGAUCUCGAUGCUGGUAAUCGUUAUACUCUCGGUUCGCAGCCAACAAUGAAAUUGACGGUUGGUGUAGCGAACCGUGGCGAACCUGCGUACAAAACACAAACUCAAAUUUACAUUCCACAUCCAAUUUCACUGGGUAGUUUACCACCGGAAUGCAUGGAAAAUUCACGACUCGAUGGCAUCCUCCAAGUGACUUGUGAGCUUGGAAAUCCCUUGAGGGAUCGGACGACUUCGGUUGUCGAAUUAGACAUGAGCAACAUUCCCAGUAACUCUAAAGAAGUAAACAUUUUCACGAACGUAACGACGCAAAGUGUCGACCUAAACUCGCAACAAAAUUUCCGCAAUUUUACGAUUUACUUCGAUGUCGACGCUGAUAUAACGAUUGCGGGAAAAUCUCAGGACCCUAUACAUUCCUAUUUCAACAAAGAGGGCGAUACGAAAUUGGACGUCAUAAGAUUUCAGCAUAUUUGGGAAGUGCAAAAAUUUGGCAAGAGUCCAAUCGACGAAUCGAGUCUCGCGGUACUCUUACCAACGUACUGGAAUGACGAGGGUCACGGUACCGAGAUCAUUCGAAUCAGUCAGGUCUUCGGACUCAUGGAGGGAAGACAAUUCUUCUGUACAGAUUACAAAAACAGGACUGAUGAUGAAGAAACUAUGGUUGUGGAUUCACUGGUAGACCAGAACGCCACGAUCAGCGCAGGAGCCAGUAAUUCGAGGAUUAAAAACCAUGCAAUGGAGAGGUUCAGUAUUGAGGAAACUCCGAGUUCCAAUUUGCCGCCGGACAGCAGAACGAUUUAUUUGAAUUGCACCAAUCCGACAGUAACUUGUACACAAAUAAAUUGCGCACUCGGAACGUUCGCGAGUUCUCUAACAGUAGCAAAGCUUGUCGUCACUAUUGAUCUUCAAUUGAAAAAUUUUCGACGUGAAACUAUGGAGAUCAAAGAUAUCGUGUAUUUCGUCUCAAACGGUAGUGUCAGCAUAAAACAACCAGAAGGAAUUAUUCAAGCGAUGGAUGAUAAGCCCGACAGCGUACUCGUAAGCACGACGUUCGUGGGUUCACCGAUCGCCGCUGGAAUUGCGCUCUGGAUCGUGGUGCUCUCGGUUCUGCUUGGUAUACUGUUGUUGAUUCUGUUGACUCUCGGUCUUGUCAGACUCGGAUUUUUCCACCGUAAAAAACAAGAAGAUCUUGAAGCACUCAGAGCGGAAAGUGAUAAAACUCAUGGUUUCGUCCUGGAAACGACCUCGUCGAAGGAAAAUCUGGACCAGGAUUAAUUUGCCAAAAUUUGAAAUCUGUCACGAACUCAUUACAUUUUCCACAACAAUACAUUUCAUUUUUCACUAAUAUCCAUAGCGCACAAACUCCGUAUAUAUUCAUAAAUUUACAAUAUUUAUUUUCAAUAAACUAUGAACCGUCAUUUGUGAAGACGCGAUAACGACGUGGGUGUUUCAUAACUUUAGAGAGCUUUCAUAUGCAUAUUGAAGGCCACGAAAAUCUUUAUAAAAAUAUAAUAAAAUUCUUACAGGCAACUGUAAAAUUCUAGAGA